AGUGCACCUCUCCAGGACACUUGCUCCAACUAACAGUGAGCUGAAGCAGACUCAGGAGAGACACCUGGAACUUUAUAGUCGAUAUGGAAGGUGGCAAAAGCAAACAGUGGGUUCUCCUGGCAGCAGGUUCUACAGGUUGGGAAAACUACAGGCAUCAGGCCAAUGUGUGUCACGCUUACCAAGUCAUACGCCAGAAUGGGAUUCCAGAUGAACAGAUUGUGGUGAUGAUGUAUGACGACAUCGCUAAUAAUCAAAAGAACCCUGAUAAAGGUAAAAUCAUUAAUAAACCAAAUGGACCAAAUGUUUACACUGGGGUUCCAAAGGACUACACUGGAAAGGAUGUUUCAGCUGAAAACUUUCUGGCUGUUCUGCGUGGAGAUUCAUCUGGUGUCAAGAAAACAGGACCAAAAAAAGUCAUACAAAGUGGUGAAAAUGACACUGUGUUCAUCUACAUAUAUGACCAUGGAGGUCAUGGUGUCUUUUGCUUUCCGAAUUCCACACUUUAUGCACAUGACCUCAUUAACACAGUGAGGACGAUGUCAAAGCAGCGCAGAUUUUCAAAGAUGGUGAUGUAUAUUGAUGCUUGUCAUUCUGGAUCAAUGCUGGAUCAGCUGAAGGACAGCAACAUGUAUGGAGUUUCAGCGUGCAGGCCUGAGGAAAGCGGCUAUGCUUGUUUCUAUGACCAAAGAUUAAAUGCUUAUAUUGCUGGUAUCUUCGGUGCUUACUGGCUACAUCACACUGAGACAGUAAAACUUAACACGACUUCAUUUGGAGAUCAGUUUUCCUACCUGAAGAGGAACGUCAGUGAGGCUGCGAGGCGUAUUGGAGGGUCUCAGACGCCGUGUAACUAUAGUGACAUGAACAUAUGCAGUAUAAUGUUGAGUGAACUCCUUGGCAAAUCACGUGUCUCUGUCCCGGGAGACAUCUCAGUCCCACCUACUGACUUCCAAGUGUCUGAGCUGACAGACAUUACAGAAGUUCCUCUGAUAAUCCAAAAAAACAGGAUUACAAAUGAAAAGGACCCUGAAAAAAGAAAGAUCCUGCAACAACAAUAUGAUGAUCUUAAAAGAAAGAGGAAGACAGUGGAUGAAGCGCUGCAGAAGAUUGCAGAGAGGAUAAACGCCUCACGAGCUCUGAGUGAGAAACGUGAGGUGACUCUCACGUACGAGCUCAAAGUCGUGGCUGAACAUUUUAGGAAAAAUCUCUUCGACUGGGAAAAGGAGCCGCAUGUUGUCACUCCUUCACACCUGCAGGUUUUGGUGAAUCUCUGUGAGCUUGGGCUGAAGGUUGAGAGCAUCAAUGAAGCCAUUACUCAUGUGAGCAAGGACCUUACUUUCUAAAGAAAUCACACCGGACUUCAGUCAUCUGAUUUUAUUCUUUUUUUCCUUCUAUAUCAUUCGGACGUCUUUCAGAUUUAUUUUAAUCAGAUUUUUUGAACUUUUUGACAUUGGUGUAUUUGCAGUGAAAAUCAUGGGUCAAUUUGAAACAGCAGAUUUACUGUAUGAAAAUAAUUUGUUAAAUUUGUUCCAUAUUUAGUAAAGUAGAGUUAAACUUCACUACAGCACAGAAAAGAGUUUUUUUGUAUUUCUAUAAUGUGGCACAUUUUAUCAUCUAGAAUUUAAAUCUGAUAUGAAACACCUUGUAACAAUUUUAUUUUUCAUUAUAUAAAUAAAGUUUUACUCAUUAUGCAGAUUUGUAGGCGGGGUUAGUAAUGUUUCUUCAUGUGCACUAGUACUGACAGUGAGAGCUCAGUUUAAUCUUCAUUUGAUUUCAGUAAAGUUGUUUCAUGACAUUAUUCUACAGCAGUGUGCUGCAGUACCACUCCUGACCACUGGGGGAAGAUUUCCUUGUUUUUCUUCUUUAUUUGCUUGUAUUCAUUUUAAUUUUACCCAAAUCAAUAUGACUGUGAUGAUUUGCAUAUUAUAACUCUCUGAGAUUUAAGCGUGUUCUGAGAAUAUAAUCACUAAGACCGCUUCCUCCUAUAUUGUUUGAUCUAUCUUAAAGUGGACCGGUCCUCAAACAUGUUUGUACUCAGGAUGUGUGUUUUUAAAGAAAUGUCAGAUCAGACCUGACCAUAAUCAGAUCA
Messenger RNA from Hemibagrus wyckioides, 2086 nucleotides. Its product is annotated as legumain-like. NCBI's taxonomy places the organism in Eukaryota, Metazoa, Chordata, Actinopteri, Siluriformes, Bagridae. Gene Ontology annotation, biological process: vacuolar protein processing. Gene Ontology annotation, molecular function: cysteine-type endopeptidase activity. The coding region runs from base 84 to 1340 and encodes 418 amino acids. The transcript has 14 exons. The record is from RefSeq and is a predicted model, not a curated record.